Amphimedon queenslandica is the source of this 2322-nucleotide messenger RNA. RefSeq names its product kelch domain-containing protein 4-like. Lineage: Eukaryota; Metazoa; Porifera; Demospongiae; Haplosclerida; Niphatidae. Bases 12 to 2240 code for a protein of 742 amino acids. Gene Ontology annotation, biological process: protein phosphorylation; necroptotic signaling pathway. Gene Ontology annotation, molecular function: ATP binding; protein binding; protein kinase activity. The transcript has 7 exons. The record is from RefSeq and is a predicted model, not a curated record.
UAAUUAUAUAAAUGGCGGCAGAAACAAAUCCAAAUUACUAUCAACCAGUGGAGAGGCACGGGCAUACUACUGUACAGGUAGGAGACUACCUGUACAUGUGGGGUGGAAACCAGCCUGGCCUCCCUGAAGUACAUGAUAGUGAAGAGAAGAAAUCAAUCUGUUCUGUAGUGGAAGUGUGUAACUUAGCCACUGGUAUGUGGGUACAAAAGCCUACCACUGGCACCCCUCCACUUGGUGUUGAUGGCUAUUCUGCAGCUGUCAUUAGAAAUGAAAUAUAUUUCUUUGGAGGACUGUGUCAUCAUGAUAAAUGUUAUCACAAUAGUUUGUACAGUUUUAAUGUUGACACCUUAAAUUGGAAAGAGCUCUCUCCUACUACAUCUCAUGGUGGCCCUAUGAUGAAAGCUCAAUCCGGUAUGAUACCGCUCCAUCUUAACGGUGAGGACUAUCUUGCAGUAAUUGGUGGACGUAGACAAUCUUCUGUUAAUACUCCACUACAACCUGGUGCUGAAUAUAUUGAUUGUAUUUACUUCAGAUGUAAUGAGAUUCAUUUAUAUAAAAUAUCUUCAGGUGAAUGGAUCUCUCCAACCAUUACUGGAGAUAGACCACCUCCUAUUAGUGCCUUCACUUUAACAUCAAUAACUAACAACAGUGCUAUACUGUUUGGUGGUUACACUGCUGAUGGAACAAGUGACAAACUGUACAUUAUUGAAUUUAGCAGGAUGUCAGUGGAUAUAUCAGAAAUAUCUAAUCCAGGAGGAUCAGUAGAAUGGCCUGAGGGGAGAUGUGCUCAUACCAGUGUAUUGAUUAAUGGUACUUCAGGACCACACUUACUAGUGGUGGGUGGAUAUUUUGCCUAUGAUUCUUGGAUAUAUAAUAUAAACAAGAGGAUUUGGAAGCAACUGUAUGUACCAUUAACUGUCAGUGAAAGAUGUCAUCAUUCUUUCUCGAUGUGGAAUGUGACACCAACCAUUAACUGGGCAAUAGAAUUUGGUGGUUGCAGAGUUGGCAGUGGCUGGUUACAAAUCAGUGAUAUGAUAGUUAUUGAAUUGAGAUAUGCUGCUAAUAAUGAUUGGUUUACUAGUAUAAUACCUCUGGACCAAUAUCAAUGGAAACUACAAGAAAAGAGAAGAGAAUUGGAAGCAUUUCAACCUGUUCAACCUGAGGAUAGAAGAGAAAUAGUGCAUCUAAUGGAUGUACUGCAAGAAAGGGCAAGAGAACUACAGGAACAAAUUCAACUUCAAUCAAGAGUAAGGGAAUAUCAGGAAAGAGAGCGACAGCUUCGACAGCAGUUAGAAGAUGCCCAGCAAAGAGAGCAAAAUUUUCAGGAGCAGUUUCGAGAGCAAGACCAGCUACUUCAAGAAAGAGAGAGGCAAAUCCAAGAGGGCAGGGAGAUAGAACAGGAUCUUCAGCAACAGCUUCAACAAGUUCAAGAAAGAGAGAGAGGCCUAGAGCAACAACUAAGAGAGAGAGAUAGACAAGAGAGAGAAUCUUCUUGGGUAGUUAGCAGAAACGAUAUUAGAAUGACAGAAAGGAUUCUAGGCAGAGGAGGAUGGGGAGAGGUCAGAGUAGCUCGUUUCCAUGGACUGCAAGUUGCUGCAAAGGUACUUCAUGAGGCCAUUAUAUCAGAAUAUAACAUAUCACUGUUCUCUCGUGAAAUGAAUAUUGCUUCUAAAAUACGUCAUCCUAACCUCCUUCAAUUCAUAGGAGCCACUACAGAGGGUAAUCCAAUCAUCUUGACAGAGCUAAUGCCGACCAGCCUAAGAAAGGAAUUAGAAACUGGAGGACUGGCCUAUCCUGCCAUACUGAGCAUCAGUUUAGAUGUAGCCUGUGCUCUCAAUUACCUUCAUCUCUUUAAGCCUCAUCCUAUAUUACACAGAAAUGUCAGCAGUGCUAAUGUACUCCUACAACCAAUGGGAGUUGAAUGGAGGGCUAAAGUAUCAGACUAUGGAUCAGCUAAUCUUCAACCUCUCAUUGGCAGGACCACUAAUUCUGUCUAUUCAGCACCUGAAGCAGCCAAUCCAAGGGAACACUCUCCUUCAAUGGAUGUCUUCAGUUAUGGUGUCCUCCUUCUAGAGAUGAUAACACGACGUAUUCCUCUACCAGAAGAGAGAGUAGGUCUUAUUGAUGGUAUUAGAAGAGCUUCAUUUAGGUCUCUUGUCCAGCGUUGCCUGAUAGUUGAGUAUAGACGCCGUCCAACAAUGAGUGUUAUUAUAACUGAACUAAAUGAAACCAUUUAUUGAUUAAAUUCUAAUAGUUUUGUUUUAGUUUUUAGCUAUAGCAGGAUAUUCUUCUCAUUGUAUUUUGAGAUUAUGAUUAUUAUUA